AUGUCUAAAUUGGAUGACUUUUGGUUGAGAGACAAGAUGUACGAUCUCUUGGGUCUGUAUGAUAAUAUCACGCAUGAUUUUAUUAAAGAAUGUGCAAAAUCCUCAACAAGUGCAACGGAGUUGAAAAAGAAAUUGAUUGAUUCAAGUUUUCCUGCCGAAGACGAAUUUUGCGAAGAGUUGCUAGCCAGAUUUGCAGGAAUCAAACCUCCCAAGCCUUCAGAAUAUGAAUUGUGGGAGAAGGAGUAAUAGGAAAAAAAGUAGAAGGAGUACGAAUUAGUAGAAGCAAAUAAGGCUUAACAAUUAUAAGUUCAUAAUCCCAAUGAGAAUAAAGAGGAGGACAAGAAGGCCAAGGAGGAGUUGCAUUAAAAAUUAUUAAAAAAGAAACCCUUGGAUAGAUAGUAGGAAGAACUGUUGAAGAAGAUUGAAUUGGAGAAAGUGAAGGAUGAAUCCAGGAUGAAGUAUUUGAAGGAAAGAGAAUUGAAAUAGUUGAAAUUGAAGCAAAUGAUUUAGAAGGACGAGGAACAAAUAUUCGAUGAGGCAGAAUUGACAAAGAAGGAAAAAGAGGAGAGAGAGUUGAAUUAAUUAAUAUUGAAGGCAGCAGAGACUCAGAAAGACAAUGACAUAGUGGUUGAAUAUUAUAAAUAGCCAGAUUUAUAUGAGGAGGACGGUAAAAUAUUGAAAGAUAAAACUGAUGUCUUGAAAAAGAAAGCUACAGACAUUAAAGCUGAAAAGCCUGAAGAGGAACAAUGGCAAUAGCACAUAUCUACAAGAGCUAAUUAACAUGUGAGAACAUGGGAUGAAAUUGAGUAAAAGAGAAUUAAGAAGUACGAAUUAUUGUAUGAAAACGCAAUAGACUUCGUUUAAUUAGAAGUAAUCAAGGAAUUGGGAAAAAUUUAAAAUGAAAAAGCAAAAAAGAAAGAAGGAAAAAGAGAAGAAGAAAAAGAAAGAUAAGAAGAAAGAUAAGAAGAAGAAGAAACAUCGAAGUUCUAGCAGCAUUCAAGUGAAGAGGAGUAACCUAAGCCUUAAUAUCCGAUGGAACCUUAGAAGCCUUAAAAAAGUGCAAUUCAGAUUGUCAAAGAAGGAUUGCCAAUCUUUAAAUUCAGAACUCAACUAUUAUCGUUGAUUAGGGACAACAAAGUCAUUGUUAUGGUUGGAGAAACAGGAUCAGGAAAGACUACACAAUUGGCAUAAUACUUACAUGAGGUUGGUUACACGAGAACAGGAAUGAUUGGAUGUACUUAGCCAAGGAGAGUGGCUGCUAUGUCAGUGGCAUCUCGAGUGGCAUUAGAAAUGGGUGUGAAAUUGGGACAUGAAGUAGGUUAUUCAAUUAGAUUUGAAGAUUGUUGUAAUGAUUCUACCAUCAUCAAAUACAUGACAGAUGGUAUGUUAUUGAGAGAAUUCAUGAUUGACCCAAUGCUAUAGAAAUAUAGUGUAUUAAUUAUUGAUGAAGCUCACGAAAGAACCUUACAUACUGAUAUCUUGUUGAGUUUAAUUAAGGAUAUAAGCAGAGCUAGGGAUGAUCUCAAGGUAGUUAUCUCUUCAGCCACACUUGAUGCAUAGAAAUUUAGUUAAUAUUUCGAUGAUGCCCCCAUCAUUCAGAUACCAGGCAGGAGAUAUUAAGUAGAUAUAUAUUACACACAAUAACCAGAAGGCAAUUAUGUUGAAGCAGCUGUCGUUACUGUUCUUCAAAUUCAUGUCACCUAAGGUGUGGGUGAUAUCUUAGUGUUCCUGACUGGACAGGAUGAAAUUGAAGAUGCUGAAGAAAUGCUUAGAACAAGAACAAAAGGAUUCUCCAAAAAAAUACCUGAACUAAUUAUUUGUCCUGUUUAUGCUGCCUUACCCAGUGAAUAAUAAGUCAAAAUAUUUGAACCUACUCCUAAAGGUUGUCGAAAAGUAGUCUUGGCUACUAAUAUAGCUGAAACCAGUAUCACUAUUGACAAUAUCAUUUAUGUUGUUGAUUGUGGAUAUGUUAAGCAAACAUCUUUUAGUCCAUCCACAGGUAUUGAAUCAUUACAGGUUGUACCAUGUUCUAAGGCUAAUGCUAAUCAAAGAGCAGGCAGAGCAGGUCGUAUAGCACCAGGAAAGUGCUUUAGACUUUAUACUGCAUGGUCCUAUAAUAAUGAAUUAGAAGACUCACCCAUCCCUGAAAUCCAAAGAACCAAUCUUGGUAAUGUUGUUUUAUUACUCAAAACUAUGGGUAUCAAUAAUUUGGUUAAUUUCGAUUACAUGGAUGCUCCACCUCAUGAAAUGUUAUUAAGGGCUUUGGAAUAAUUAUAUUCAUUGGGAGCAUUGAAUAACGAAGGUGAAUUGACUAAAUUAGGAAGAAGAAUGGCUGAAUUUCCAUUAGAUCCUAUGCUUUCAAAGAUGGUUGUUACAUCUGAGCAUUUUAAAUGUGUAGAUUAGAUUAUCACCAUUUCUGCCAUGCUUUCUGUUGGAAAUACUAUCUUUUAUCGUCCAAAAGAAAAGCAAGUUCAUGCUGAUACAGCAAAAAAGAACUUUUAUAGACCAGGUGGAGAUCAUAUGACUUUAUUGAAUAUCUACAAUUAAUGGAAGGAUUGUAAUUAUACUAAAGAGUUCUGUUAUGAAAGCUUUAUCCAAUUCAAAGCAAUGAAAAGGGCACAAGACAUUAAAGAAUAAUUGACUUCCUUGUGUGAGAGAGUGGAGAUCGAUAUUAAGGAUGAAACUCUGUCUGUUUACGAAGAUGGUGGUAUCAAUAUAAGAAAAUGCAUCACUUCUGGAUUCUUUUACAAUUCAGCUAAAAAAUAAAAGAGUGAGACCUAUAGAACACUCAAGAAUAGUCAUGAAACAUAAAUUCAUCCCUCCUCUUUAGUAUUCCAAGAAAAACCAGAGUGGGUAAUUUAUCAUGAAUUAGUGUUAACUACUAAGGAGUAUAUGAGGAAUGUAUGUGAAAUCAAACCGGAAUGGCUUUAUGAAAUAGCACCUCAUUAUUUUACAGAAGACUUUAUUAAAUCAAAUUAAAAAACAUUGCCCAAAGCAAAAAUUGAUUAUAAUCAAUUUUGA
Molecule: messenger RNA, 3021 nt
Organism: Paramecium tetraurelia
Lineage: Eukaryota; Ciliophora; Oligohymenophorea; Peniculida; Parameciidae
Exons: 2
Cellular component (GO): intracellular anatomical structure; catalytic step 2 spliceosome
Molecular function (GO): ATP hydrolysis activity; RNA binding
Source: RefSeq, a predicted model, not a curated record